Molecule: messenger RNA, 864 nt
Organism: Dujonia railenensis
Lineage: Eukaryota; Fungi; Ascomycota; Pichiomycetes; Serinales; Debaryomycetaceae
Source: the annotation of a GenBank genome assembly
AUGUCAGUUGCUAUUCCUGGUCAAUACAUAUCUUCCAUAUACAAGUAUACGGAAGAUGAAAACAGCGGCUCUCAAGUGGAAAAAUACGUCUCCGGCAGGGGGACAACGGUUGCAAACAUAAAAGUCCCAGAGAACAACAAGUUCAGUUCCAUUCCCGUCAUAGUAGCGACCAUAUUGGGAAAAAUUGUGAUUCGAGAGCUUAAAUCUUCAACCAAUUCCACCACUGGUGGUGGUGUGGACAACAUAAAGACAUUUAUAGUGUCUGUGGUACCUAAAUCCAACUCAUACUUGGAAUCUGCUGAAGACAUCGAAGGCACGAACAUCUCCAUCAACUUGCCACAAGAAAAUGAUAUUGUACUUGUCAGAAUCACCAAGAUCAACCCAAGACAGGCAUUUGCAGAAAUCUUGUCCGUAGAAUCUCACGGAAACGUAAUAAAGGACUCCGGAAUAGGAUCCAACGGCGAAUUGGCACACCAGCUGAUUGCCGCUGGUGGGGGGUCGCAGAACCUCAGCUCACACACAACCAUAGCAUCUUCACAGUCAACUGCUAUAAAUGCACAGGCAAUCGACUUGGGCGAGACUUUCAAGGGGAUUAUAAGGUCGCAGGAUGUCAGACUGACCGAAAGAGACAAAGUAAAGAUCAUAGAAUGCUUCAAGCCAGGUGAUAUCGUGAGAGCAGUGGUGAUUUCAUUGGGAGAUGGCUCAAACUACUACCUUAGCACUGCCAAGGAUGACUUGGGAGUGGUCUUUGCCAAGAGUGAAGGUGGAUCUGGUGGCUUGAUGUACGCUUUAGACUGGCAACAUAUGAUUUGCGAGAGCAGUGGAAUUAUAGAAAAGAGGAAGUGUGCAAAGCCCUUCGUCUAA